AUGGCGAGCGCGUACUUUGAGCACGAAAGCGAAUGGCAGCUCGCUAUCUGUCGAGAAUGCCGUGUCGCGGUCUGGCCCGCGCAUAUAAUGCGACAUCUACAGAGCAACCAUCAUAGAGUAGAGCAUAAAGAAGCUCAGCGUAUUGCAGAAGAGGUACAGACAUGGCCUGGACUCGCCUUGUCUGCAAGCCAGCUUAUACUACCCAGCACCGUUAGGCCCCCAAUUGAAGCACUACCCAUCUACCAGGACGGUAUACAAUGUUGCUUAGAGCCCGAGUCGUGUCGAUACGUCUGCCGGAGCAUAGGGACAAUACGGCGGCAUUGGCGACGGUGCCACCAAUGGUCUAGGCAGGGUCGCCAAAGCGGCGGUGGCUCCGGCUCGGCGAAGACGCAGAAGAUCGCGCAGGCCGGAGCGAGCGCAUGCCGGCCCGUGCAUUGCCAGCGCUUCUUCGCCCAUCAGGAGUGCUCGGGCUACUUCGAGGUAUGUCCGCGCCGGCAGACGGACGACGCGACGCCCGCGACUAGCCCGGAUACGGACAGCGCCGCAGCUGCAUCUGUAUGGAUGCAGGCAUGGAAGCAGGCAAACGAGGCACUCGCCGCGGCAAAGAGGGGCGCCGAGCAGAGGAUCGCCGAAGGCAACGUGGACGAGGCCAACCCGUGGCUACGCCGGACCGGCUGGGUGCCAUACUUGGCGGGACAGGACCGCGAAGUGCUCGUACAGCUGGUCGAAGAGCCGACAGCGCUGACCGAGAAGCUCGCUACAGCGGUGUGGCAGGUAAUGGCCGAUGUCGCUACGGCCAGCCAGGCGACCGUCGCUGGAAGCGGCACUUUGAUCUUGAUGCAGGCCGUAAGGACGGAGCGGGAUCAGGUCCGAUAUCAGCCGCUGCAGCCGUACCAGGACCGGACGUCGAUUAGGAAGCGCUGCCGGGUGUGGCAACAGAUGCUCGUGUUCUUCGUACGGACGCAACGUAUGCGUGACGCCGGUAGAGCCAGCGGGCCGGAGUAUCGAUUCAACCGGCGGCAGGCAGUAGCGUUUGAGCGUUUGAUGGCGGCGGCGGAGGACGUCGUAGCCGCGACAGGAGAGGAAGCUAGUCCGGAGAACGCGCCGCUGACAUCCAUCCAGCGCGCGUGUCUGGACUUCUGUAUCGAGCUGCUCAAUCAGACCGUCAGCCGGAGGGAGUACGACUGUGCGUUGAUCUGCGCGGCGGCCGUGCUUGGGGUGAACCCGACGCAGCCGGGCUGGCGCGACCCCGAGACGUAUCCACCGUUCUUGUCGGCGAUCAUCAAG
This is a messenger RNA of Dissoconium aciculare CBS 342.82, 1287 nucleotides long. RefSeq lists its product as uncharacterized. The record is from RefSeq and is a predicted model, not a curated record. The transcript is spliced from 3 exons. NCBI's taxonomy places the organism in Eukaryota, Fungi, Ascomycota, Dothideomycetes, Mycosphaerellales, Dissoconiaceae. The annotation marks the transcript as partial.